AGAACCCGACGGAUGGGGCGUGGGAGGGCGCGAGAUGGAGCCCGGGGCUCGCCUGAAGGAUCGCGGGGCGCGAGUGCAGCAUGUCUGCCGGAGCUGGGACCGGCAAUGGGGCGUUGAUCCUUCCCACUUGUCGCAGACCCUCGUCCGCCGCGUCGGAGCUAACUCUGAACAAUCUCUGACUUCGGACCCUUCGGGGAACCUGAACUUGAUGCCAUGGGAAGCUGUGCGGGCUCGCGGUGGCGGCGCCUUUCGGAUUCCGAGGGGGAGGAGGCCGCCCCGGAGCCCCGGGCCCCUCAGCUGGACCAUCAGGGUGCCCACUGGAAGAACGCGGUGGGCUUCUGGCUCCUGGGCCUUUGCAACAACUUCUCUUAUGUGGUGAUGCUAAGUGCUGCCCAUGACAUCCUUAGCCAGGAGAGAGCACCUGGAAACCAGAGCCAUGUGGACCCAGGCCCAACGCCCAUCCCCCACAAUAGUUCAUCUCGAUUUGACUGCAACUCUGUUUCCACGGCUGCGGUGCUCCUGGCAGACAUCCUCCCCACCCUUGUCAUCAAAUUGCUGGCUCCUUUUGGCUUUCAUCUGCUGCCCUACAGCCCUCGGGUUUUGUUCAGUGGGGUUUGUGCUGCUGGGAGCUUCAUCCUGGUUGCCUUUUCUCAUUCAGUGGCAAUCAGCCUGUGUGGUGUGGUCUUGGCUAGCAUCUCAUCAGGCCUAGGGGAGGUCACCUUCCUCUCACUCACCGCCUUCUACUCCAGGGCUGUAAUCUCCUGGUGGUCCUCGGGGACUGGGGGAGCAGGGCUGCUGGGGGCACUGUCCUACCUGGGCCUCACCCAGGCUGGCCUCUCCCCCCAGCACACCCUGCUGUCCAUGCUGGGUGUCCCUGCCCUGCUGCUGGCCAGCUAUUUCCUGUUGCUCAUGGCUCCCAAGCCCCAGGACCCUGGAGGGGAAGGAGAGGCAGAGACAUCAGCCCGGCAACCACUGAUAGGCAGUGAGGCCCCGGAGUUGAAGCCAGGCUCCAGCCCCAACCUCUCCCUUCAGGAAAGGUGGACUGUGUUCAAGGGCCUGCUGUGGUACAUCAUCCCCUUGGUCCUGGUGUACUUUGCCGAGUAUUUCAUCAAUCAGGGACUUUUUGAGCUCCUGUAUUUCCGGAACACAUCCCUGAGUCACGCUCAGCAAUACCGCUGGUACCAGAUGCUGUACCAAGCUGGCGUCUUUGCCUCCCGCUCUUCUCUCCGCUGCUGUCGCAUCCGCUUCACAUGGGCCCUGGCCUUUCUGCAGUGCCUCAACCUGGUCUUCCUGCUGGCAGAUGUAUGGUUCAGCUUCCUGCCAAGCAUCUACCUCGUCUUCCUGAUCAUUCUGUAUGAGGGGCUUCUGGGUGGCGCGGCCUAUGUGAACACCUUCCACAACAUUGCCCUGGAGACCAGUGAUGAGCACCGGGAAUUUGCCAUGGCAACCACCUGCAUCUCUGACACCUUGGGAAUCUCCUUGUCGGGGCUCCUGGCCUUGCCUCUGCACGACUUCCUCUGCCACCUUUCCUGACCCUCAGGCUCCCUGGGACACAGAACACACUGACUUGUGGGCAGGCGGGCAGGCCAGACACCCAGGCCCGCCCCAGAGCCCAUCCACAGCUCUGCUCCACCUUCCCCCAGGGCUGGGGGUAGGGAGGUGCUAGGGCCUGGCUCCCCCUGCAAACGUGGCAACCAGUGUCUCCCACUCCCAAUCUGGUCUCAGGGAGCUGCUGCUUGGUAUUAUGCCCUCUGAAUAAAAGCCUAUUUUAUCCAGUGA
Molecule: messenger RNA, 1779 nt
Organism: Cynocephalus volans (Philippine flying lemur)
Lineage: Eukaryota; Metazoa; Chordata; Mammalia; Dermoptera; Cynocephalidae
Gene: CLN3
Product: CLN3 lysosomal/endosomal transmembrane protein, battenin
Exons: 15
Coding region: 214-1533 (439 amino acids)
Biological process (GO): lysosome organization; lysosomal lumen acidification
Cellular component (GO): membrane; lysosome
Source: RefSeq, a predicted model, not a curated record